Molecule: messenger RNA, 4033 nt
Organism: Prosopis cineraria
Lineage: Eukaryota; Viridiplantae; Streptophyta; Magnoliopsida; Fabales; Fabaceae
Product: FIP1[III]-like protein
Exons: 9
Coding region: 177-3764 (1195 amino acids)
Biological process (GO): mRNA processing
Source: RefSeq, a predicted model, not a curated record
GUUUUUGGAUCAAAGUUAUUUAGUGCGAGUGGGCAAUGAGCCUACUUCACUGCUCCCUUACUUCAGCCAGGAAGGGACCAUAAGCUCUUCAGCCUUAUCAUCAUUAAAUGGAAGAUCCUAAUAUUCCAAAGCCGCAGCAAUCACCUUUCCUUUGUCUCUGAGUUUUGUAGGUAGAAAUGGAAGACUUUGACGAUGAUUUUGGAGAACUUUACGCUGAUGCUGAAGUUCACAGAACUUCAGCUGCUGAUGGCGUGCCUGAUUUUGCUCGAUUGUACAUAGAGGCCGAAGAAGAUGAUGGCAGUGAUGGUAGGAAGAGUCAAGAUGCUAAGCUUAAGGAGGAUUCUGUCUCCGACGCAAUGAAAGUCGAUGCUGAAUGCGGCGAAUCGACACGUUCUGACGGCGAGGUUUCUGAGUCCAGUGCUGGGAAGGAGGCGAAUGAUGAUUAUAUUGGAAGUGACAGUGAGGAUGAUUUGAACAUAGUGUUGAAUGAUGAGGAUUGCCCGGGUUUUCCAGUUGGGGUUGUUAAGAAUGAGGGAGUUGUUAGAGGAGUUGGUUAUGAUGAGGAAGAUAGUGAUGAAGCUAUAGGCCUCACUGACGGGAGCAAUUUGGGCAAGAACGGGAAGUGCGGAGAUCAACUUGCUGAUGGGACGGAACUGGUGAGUUCCAACGGACUUGGAGUUCAAAAUAGAAGUGGACUGAAAGGUGGAUGCAAAUCACAGUAUUUUCACCAUAAGUAUGUAAGGAGAGGUUCAGCAUUAGUGAACAAUACGAAAAGCAACAAGUCCAUGGGGCUGGUUUCCUACCUCCCUUCCUUUACUAAAGGUGGGCGAAAUGGUAAUGCAUCUAUCCAGAAACAAGUAGCAAGCUCCUCCUACAUUGCUCACAUGCAAACUGCAGCAAAUCCGAUGGUGUUUCAAUGUGGAUACGGAUCAUAUCUUCCUUGGCACUGGAGUAUAUUUGAUGUAAACAUUGAUACAUUAGAGGAGAAGCCAUGGAGGAACCAAGGAGUUGACAUAACAGAUUACUUCAAUUUUGGUUUUGAUGAGAACACUUGGAAGUACUACUGUGCAUCACUGGAGCAACUUUGGGAAGCCUCCCUGCAAGCUGGUAUUUCUGUUAAGGAGUCUUCAAAAAUUAAUCUGGAUGACAUGAGAGAUCAAACUGAACAAGCUGUAUCAGGGAGUUUACUUUCACCUUCAAUAGGAUGUGAACUGCCAAAAGGUAGAGCAAUUCAGAUUGAGGAGAGCAAGUUUGAGCGCCAACCAUCCAUGGAUGUAAGGCGUCCACGCAUUAGGGAUUCUGAUGUGGUGAUACAGAUCAAGGUGCUUGAAUCCUCUGAUAGUCAUUCUAAUUCUGGUAAUAGCAAUGUGCAAGAAUUAUCUGAAGAGGGCAAAUUUUGUCCUGGCAAUAACAUAAAUAUUCCCAGUUCUGUCAGUGAACAUGACAACAAGCUAUCUGAAGAGCCAUUGGAAGAUGUUAAAAAUUCAGAGGACUCUUCCCCCAAGGAAAGAAAAGAUCCAGUUCUUGUUGAUAAAAAUGGAUGUCAGGAUCAGAUGGAAACACGUUCAGAAGAUACUGCAGAAGAAGCAUCAGAGGAUGAGUCAAAAGUAGAGGAAGCAAUUGACGUAGGCACUUGCACCACUGAUCAAUGCUUGAUUGAAUCACAGUUAUCAUUUGGAGACCACGACCUUAGCUUGACUUCCUAUUCUGACAGUGAAUCUGAAAACAGUGUACAUGCUGACUAUGAGAUAAAGCACAGCCAAAGAAGGCAAUUAGAAAAGUCUACUACAAGCUUGAAAGAGUCUGCACCAGCAGAUUGUAAGAUCCCAAAGAACAACAGUUUCAACAGAAAACAUGGAAAUAUGGAUUAUUAUUCUAGAAAAAGAGGUCCAAUUCAACAAGAAUGGAAGCCUCUAAACCAUAGCCAUGACCCUGGUUCUAAACUGCAUAAAUUCAGUGAAAAAGAUAAUGAUAUCUUCUCCAAGUCCAUGCCUGGUGCUAGAGAGCUGCCUCUCCUUGGUCAUGAUUUUUUUAAAUAUGGCCGGAAGGACAUACAACUGAAAGAUUAUGGUGGUUGUAAAAGAAGAGAUGCUUCAUGUUAUGGGGAAACAGAACAAUCCUACCAUUAUGAUGAUGAAAAGGUAGUUGAUGAUAUGGUUCACACUGUUUCCACUAGACACUCGUAUGGCAAAGAUCGUGACAGCUUUAGAGAGCAUACAAAGCGAGAUGUCAGAAGGGAGUGGGAUGGGAAGGAUUAUGUUUUUGAACAUAAAACUCUGAAGGAGGAUAAUGAUGACAGUCUACAAGAUUGGUAUCAUGCUGAUGGAGGAUACUCUGCUGAUGAAUUGAGUCCUCUGUCCUAUAGGGAGUCCAGGCAACUUAUGUCAAGACAUUGCUCUUUUCCUGCCAAGGAGAGGAGUAUUCAGCGGAGAAGAAAGCAUGAGAAGCCCUAUUUUAGGGACAGAAACAGUGAUAAAGAUAAUUGGUUUAACGAGUGCAGGCUUGACUUCAUAGACGAAAGCUAUACUGCUUCUAUUGAGAGAGAAGUGGAAUCACUAGAUAGUAAAUAUGAACAUCAGUGUCUGGAACCGAGAAGAAUUGUCAGACAGGGGAGACAUCAUGUCAGGCCUUCAUUAGAAUUAAACAGCUUAUGGUCUGGGAGAAUUGAGGAUGAAGGUCAGGAAUACACUGGUCAUCAGACUUCAAAGUUGCCCUAUUGUAGACAAUUUUAUCCAGAUUCACAUAAAAAUUUUGUGUAUGAUACAGAAGUAAGUGAAUGUCUGAGAGGUCAUAGGAAACAUAAACAUGCUAGAGAAAGCAGAUGUGGUGACUGGUAUUGUAAUAAUAUUGAUGGUUCAAAAGAUGAAGAUUUUAUAAUCCAUCCUGCAAAAGAGUGUGACUUGGGGAGUAGAAGAUACAGUUCUCCAUCUGAAGUCCUAGAUUGGAUUGAGGAUGAUGUUAUGUUAGGGCAUCAUGAUACAUUUCAUGCUGAUGAGGAAACAUUCUCCUAUGAGGAGACAUCAUGGCAUAACGUGACUCAUGCAAGAUAUGAAUCUCUGCAUGAUGAGGUGGAAAUUGAUCAUAUACGAUUGCAGCGGCAUCACUUCCAUAUGCCAAGGAGAGGUAGUGACAAUUGUAUAGAAAGAUGCUAUAAGAUUGCCAGUAGAGAUAACCGUGGGCAGGCAAAGUGCUGGAAUUCAAUUGACUUGGUUAAAGGGGAUGGAAAGUUUCAUGGAAGAAGUUCCAGAACUAGAAGUUUGUUGUGCGGUGGUAGGAUCAAAAACUUGGAUCAGGACUUUGCCAAGAAGCGGACAGCUUCUAUGGGCAUAUAUAAAUCCCAUGAUGAGAAAGCUGCAAAAUUUGAGAGUAACUGUAACCGUAGGAAAUGGCUUCACAGUAUUCCAGAUAAGGAGCAUAAAGGUUUGGAAUCUGAGGAAGGUCAGAUGGUGACAGAAGAGCCAUGCAUGCUGGGUUCAAUGCACAGAAGGGAUCUUUCUGAGGGUGAAGCACAGACUGGCAGCAAGAAGAGGAUGCUUCACAAUGAAAAUAACCGGGAUAACAAUACAAGUGGUCAGGAUAACCAAAGGAUUCUUGAGACGUUAGCUAAGAUGGAGAAACGUAGGGAGCGCUUUAAGGAGCCUAUUGCAAUGAAAAAAGAAACAGCGAAGAGUUUGAAUUUGAAGCUGGAUGAUAGCUCGAUUGUUGUUACAGAUGAAACAAAGCAACAUAGGCCACCUCGAAAACGGCGCUGGGGUGGUAAUUAAAUUCCUGCUGCACUUUGAGGGCUCCCUUGUCCUUCAAUUUUGACAAAUGGUACACAGAGUAUAAUGAGGUGGUCCACAAUUUUUUCGGUCCAAGUUUUGUUUUCUUGACAAAGUGAGAUUAUGAUGAGACGACAUUUUUACCAUACUUCAGCAAGCAAUAAAGUGCAUGCGGCCUUGUUAUCAUGGCGAAUUUAUUGAAAGCUCUGUAUUGUGAUGGCUGUAAAUAAAUCUGACAUUUUUUAAUAUAACAUGCCCAUUUCUGAAUGCCA